Messenger RNA from Malus domestica (apple), 1979 nucleotides. RefSeq names its product ADP-ribosylation factor GTPase-activating protein AGD5-like. NCBI's taxonomy places the organism in Eukaryota, Viridiplantae, Streptophyta, Magnoliopsida, Rosales, Rosaceae. Gene Ontology annotation, molecular function: GTPase activator activity. The record is from RefSeq and is a predicted model, not a curated record.
AACAAGGCAACAACACGCGUGGUGGGAUAAGGAAAAGCCAAAAGGCAUUGCCACCUUCCAAAGUCCAACACCAACACACACAAAAUCUUCAACAAAGCAAAGCAAAAGCGCAGAUAACCCAUUUUCUCAUUUCCAGAAUCACAAAAAAAGACCCAACCUUUUUUAGAGAGAGAGAGAGAGAGAGAGAGAGAGAGAGAGUUUGGAUAAUUGGGUGCCAGCAGCAACAUGAACCAGAAGGCGAGCGUUUCUAAAGAGCUUAAUUCCAAACACAGAAAGAUAUUGGAGGGUCUUCUUAAACUACAAGAGAACAGAGAAUGCGCAGACUGCAAAACCAAUGCUGCCUUUUUUUGGUGCAGAGCUCCGCGAUGGGCUAGCGUGAACCUUGGUAUCUUCAUAUGCAUGCAAUGUUCAGGGAUCCACAGGAGUCUUGGGGUACAUAUAUCAAAGGUGAGAUCUGCCAAUUUGGAUACAUGGCUUCCGGAGCAGGUUGCAUUUAUCCAAUCAAUGGGAAAUGAUAAGGCGAAUAGGUAUUGGGAAGCAGAGUUGCCUCCUAAGUAUGACAGAGUUGGAAUUGAGAAUUUCAUUCGAGUAAAGUAUGAACACAAAAAAUGGGUUCCUAGAGAUGGGAAAGUAAAAUCACCUCCGAGGGUGAGUAAGGAGAAGCCUUCCGUUUAUAGAGCGAGAAAUGCGACUAGUAGUCAGCAUGUCCAUGUGAAAAAGAUGGAACAGUUUUCUGAGGAGCAGAAAGGUGCUUGUACACUCAGUACACGUAACAGGACUACGCAGCAGAUCAGUCGUGAUCCAAAGCCACAAGAACUUGCACAGAAACCAAAACCACAAGAACUUGAACAGAAACCAAAACCGCAAGAACUUGAUCAGAAACCUAAAUCACAAGAACCAGCACAGAAACCAAAACCAGUAGUCUUGAAAGUUGAACCGGUAAGUGAGGCGGGUAGUGUUAGGCCAGUUUCCAUACCAGUUAAAGUGGAUUAUGCUACUUAUCUGUUCAAUUUGCUCUCCAUGGACGAAGAUAUAGAAAAUGACUCGGUGGUAUCUGCCAGUAAGAAUAAAUUGGCUGGUAACCAUGUUGAAACAAAAUUGAUAGAAGAGAAAAGUAAUAGACCAGAAUCGUCUGAAAGCAAGAUUCAACCAAAAUAUGAUCUUGAAGAUUUUUUUAUAGAUCCAACCCCAACCCCAAUCACUCAACCCAUUUCAAUGAAAACUCAGAAUGACGUGCAGAAUGACAUUAUGAACUUCUUCGAGAAGUCCAGUAUGGCUUCUCCAUUCUCUGUGCAUCAACAGCAACUUGCAAUGUCAUCCCAACAACAGGCAUUACUCGUGGCUUCUGCGGCAAAAUCUAGUGGAUCCCAUACCAUUCCUGCAAACGCACAACCUGGCUCCCAUUCUAUUCAGCACUUACCCGCCCGAAAUGGGCAAAACAUUGGUCGCCAAGUUCCUGGAAGCCUGAUUGGAAACAGCUAUUAUACACUCCCGGUAGGGAAUACAGUUCCUUUCCAAACAUCAAGCAUGUACAGGACGAGGCCAGUAACUCCAGUUAAUGGUGUCACAAACAUCAGAGCUAACAAAUUUUCAUCAACGUCACCAAUAUCUUCUAUCUCUUCAACUAAGUCAGGAAGGGAUUUUGAUUUCUCAUCGUUAACUCAAGGAUUGUUUACCAAACAGUGAGCAGGUUCUCCUGCAGCGGGUAAAUCCACUUUAAUCAAUCAUCAGUACAGAAUGAAAGAAAUUGAUGGAGAAUAAAUGGGGCAAUAGUAUUUUAGUUGAUUCCUUCCUAAGAUGUUGAUUUCAAUUGUAUCAGUAGGCCUUGUCUCAAUAAAAUUGGUUCAAAUUCCAUCGCAUGAAUUCACCUUCUUGUAGUUGCUUCUUGUGGUUAGGCCUUUUCAUCGCUGUUAAAUGACGAAAGCUAGGAUGUAAAAAAGUUCAAUUAAUGCAACAGGCUUAUAGCUCAAGUUAUUAAA